AUGCCGCUGAUACUGAAACUCAAUGGCCUUUUUAAUACAUUUGGUGCAAGUUCAUCUGUCAUCAUUCGUGUUCUAACAGAGGAUGGAUGCGUGGUGAAUCAGGUGGUUCGAGAGAAUCAAGUUAUUGUCGUGGUGGGCGAAACUGGCUCAGGGAAGACAACUCAGCUCACGCAGGUUUUACCUUGAAUAAAACAUCCGUGUGCCUGAUGAUGCCUACUCUUGAAUGAUCCUGCUUCUCUAACUAGCUUUCUCGACACAGUAUCUGCAUGAAGAUGUGUAUACCAAAGGUGCCAUCAUCGGCUGCACACAGCCGCGGCGUGUGGCGGCCAUGAGUGUGGCGAAGCGUGUCAGCGAAGAAAUGGAGACGGACUUGGGGGAUAAAGUGGGUUAUGCCAUUCGUUUCGAGGAUGUCACCAGCCCAAAUACAGUAAUCAAGGUAUGAUCAAUAUAUACUUUAAUCGAUUUCUAUUUUUUUCUUUCUAUGGAUGUCAUGCUUGUUUGAUUAGCAUCCUUGUACCAUAAUUUCUCACCUAAAUUCAUUUAUUCGUACUUAUUUUAAUUCGAUUCAUGAACUUCAACGGAAUCACCAACACCACCGCCAUCCCUCAUUUGUUGCACAAAUAAUUUCAUAUAUUCGAGUUCUAUUUUUUGUAUUUUUUUCUGUUUUCAGUAAUCUGGAUGGGAUGCUUGUUUGAUUACCAUUCUUGGAUGAAUCGUAGUUGCACACCUGAAUUCAUUUAUUCUUAUUUCUUAGCUUAUUCGGAUGAUCUGAUUUUAUCUUGUAAAUGGCAGUACAUGACUGACGGGGUCCUCUUGAGGGAGACGUUGAAGGAUGCUGACCUCGACAAGUACCGGUAUGCUCCCUCUGACUCUUCCCAGUAUUUUAUUUUUUUUGGUAUCUUCUGUACUUUAGAUCUUUUCAAUCUGAUGGAUGAUGGAAGUCGAAGUUUUUCAGAUCUGACUAGGGUUUGUUAGAUUGCCCUAUUAGAUUCUUUUAUGCCCAUCUAGCUCUGAUUCUAUCCUACUUUAGGAAAGCUUGGAAUGGGUGUGGAUCUCUCAUUGUUUAUUUGUUUCUGAAAAAAAUUCAGUGUCAUCAUCAUGGACGAAGCCCACGAACGAUCUCUGAGUACGGAUGUGCUCUUUGGCAUACUGAAGAAGGUUGUCUCACGGCGCCGCGAUUUCAAGCUCAUCGUGACCUCUGCAACCUUGAAUGCGGAGAAAUUUUCAAACUUCUUCGGGAGGUGUGACUCUGAUCCCUCUCUCUCUCUCUCUCUCACACACACACACACACACACACUCUAUCUUACCCUCCAGCCUACUCUCUCACUCUCUCUCAUACACACACUAUCUUACCCUCCGGCCUACUCUCUCUCUCUCUCUCUCUCUCUCUCUCUCUCUCUUUCUCUUUCUCUCUCCAUCUAUCUAUAUAUAUAUAUAUCAAGCAUCAAAUCGUUUACAAUCCCUCUGUGUCUGUCUCUCUCGACGCAGUGUGCCGAUCUUCCACAUUCCGGGGCGGACUUUCCCAGUAAACAUCCUGUACAGCCAGACGCCAUGCGAGGACUACGUGGAGGCGGCGGUGAAGCAAGCGCUGACCAUCCACCUCACCUCCCCUCCCGGGGACAUCCUCAUCUUCAUGACCGGCCAGGACGAGAUCGAGGCCAGCUGCUACGCCCUCGCCGAGCGCAUCCAGCAGCUCGUCUCCUCCUCCUCCCGCGCCGUCCCCGAGCUCUCCAUCCUCCCCAUCUACUCCCAGCUCCCCGCCGAUCUCCAAGCCAAGAUCUUCCAGCCCGCCGCCGCCGGCGCCCGCAAGUGCAUCGUCGCCACCAACAUCGCCGAGACCUCCCUCACCGUCGACGGCAUACUCUACGUCAUCGACUCUGGCUACGGCAAGAUGAAGGUCUACAACCCCCGCAUGGGCAUGGACGCCCUGCAGGUCUUCCCCGUCAGCCGCGCCGCCGCCGACCAGCGCGCCGGCCGCGCGGGCCGCACCGGCCCCGGCACCUGCUAUCGCCUCUACACCGAAUCCGCCUACCUCAACGAGAUGCUCCCCAACCCGGUCCCGGAGAUCCAGCGCACCAACCUCGGCAACGUCGUCCUGCUCCUCAAGUCGCUCCGCGUGGACAACCUCCUGGACUUCGACUUCAUGGACCCGCCGCCGCAGGAGAACAUCCUCAACUCCAUGUACCAGCUGUGGGUGCUCGGCGCGCUCAACAACGUCGGCGGGCUCACCGAGAUCGGGUGGCGGAUGGUGGAGUUCCCACUGGACCCGCCGCUGGCGAAGAUGCUGCUCAUGGGGGACCGCCUUAGGUGCACCGACGAGGUGCUCACCAUCGUCUCCAUGCUGUCGGUGCCGUCGGUGUUCUUCCGCCCCAAGGACCGCGCCGAGGAGAGCGACGCCGCGCGGGAGAAGUUCUUCGUCCCGGAGUCGGACCACCUCACCUUGCUCAACGUGUACCAGCAGUGGCGGGUUAACCAGUACCGGGGGGACUGGUGCAACGACCACUUCUUGCACGUGAAGGGGCUCCGCAAGGCCCGCGAGGUGCGCUCCCAGCUGCUGGACAUUCUGAAGACGCUGCAGAUCCCGCUGGUCUCGUGCGGCAUGGACUGGGACGUGGUGAGGAAGGCCGUCUGCUCCGCCUACUUCCACAACGCCGCCAGGCUGAAGGGCGUCGGCGAGUACGUGAACUGCCGCAACGGCACGCCGUGUCACCUGCACCCAAGCAGCGCGCUCUACGGGCUGGGGUACACGCCGGAUCACGUGGUGUACCACGAGCUGGUGCUCACCACCAAGGAGUACAUGCAGUGCGCGACGGCCGUGGAGGCGCACUGGCUGGCGGAGCUGGGCCCGAUGUUCUUCUCUGUCAAGGAGUCGGACACCUCCAUGAUCGAGCACCGCCGGCGGCAGAAGGAGGAGAAGUCGGCCAUGGAGCAGGAGAUGGAGGGCCUGCGCCGCGAGCAGGCCGAGGCCGACAAGGUCGACCGGGAGAGGGAACGCGAGAAGCGCGCCCGCCAGCAGCAGCAGGUCGCCAUGCCCGGCGCCCCCCGGCCUCCCUCUACCUAUCUCCGCCCGAAGAAGCUCGGCUUGUGAGUUCACCCACCGCCACCGCCACCGCCUCCACCACCACCAACAUCAGAGCUCUGAGGAGUUGUUGCCUAUCAUAUGCCAUUCUGGGAAGAUGUUGUGCCUGAGGUUAAGAGAUGUUGUCUUCUUGAUGUAGAUAGAUUCCAGUGAAGAAAGAAAAAACCAUGUUUUUAUGGAUCAAGUGAUAGGCUUCUGAAGAUUUUUUCUAUUUAUGGCUGAUAAUCAUUUCUUCGGAUAUUUUUGAUAAUUACUUUUUCAUCAGAAGGGUCGAAUGUUGGCAUGAUGAAAGUUUUGAUUCUUCGUGAUUUAUUGUUUAAAAGUUUUUUUGGAAACUCUUAAUUCACACAGUAAGGAUAAGGGUAUCCCUACGAUUCAAUAAUUGUGUAGAAGUCUCUGUUAGAAAAUUUUAUAUGUUACAGGGUAAAUUCUGACAUAAUAAAUAUUUGUGUGGAGAGAAAUUGCAUAAUUCAUCUGUUUGCCUGGUACACCCUUCGGUGACGUUUCUCCGUGAGUUUGAGAGGAGAGAGAGAGAGAGAGAGAGAGAGAAAGAGAGAGGGAGAUAG
Molecule: messenger RNA, 3645 nt
Organism: Spirodela intermedia
Lineage: Eukaryota; Viridiplantae; Streptophyta; Magnoliopsida; Alismatales; Araceae
Source: the annotation of a GenBank genome assembly